GGCAGCCUUUCCCAUCCCAGCUCUUCACUCCACUUCUUACUUUCUCUUUAUUCAGUCCUGCGGGUUGUACUGUAUACAACAAACAAUUAGUGAUAACAAGACGUUUCAUCUGGUAGCAUCCUGGAUAAAUCUGGAUCAACUGAGGGUUCAUUCGGUAACUACAAGAGAGCAGAAUGUCUAACAACAUGGCCAAGAUUGCAGAUGCACGAAAGACAGUGGAACAGCUGAAGUUGGAGGUUAAUAUUGAAAGGAUGAUGGUAUCUAAAGCAGCAGCUGAGCUGAUGGCAUACUGUGAGGCCCAUGCAAAAGAGGACCCCCUGGUGAUGCCCGUACCAUCCUCAGAAAACCCAUUCAGAGAGAAAAAGAUUUUCUGUACAGUUUUGUAAUUUUUUUUCAUAGGGCACAUGGUUUACUGUAUUAUUUUUUAGGAUAAUUCCAAGCCAAAUGCUUUUCUGAGUUCCUAAAUGUAACACAUGUUAAUAAAUGUGAAUAAUGUCUGUUAAUCUCUCCCAUAUGUGUCACCUACCAGCUGUAAAAUGUCGAGCUUCCUUAUGUUUAGUGAUUUUCAUCAGUGUGUGUUAUAGUAUGUAGUCAUAAGCAGCUGAACUUGGUUCAAGCCUCUUUCUUCAAAACUGACAAUAUAUUAUUUUACCUCAUGGUGGCGCUAUUUUUACUAACAAUAUGUCAUGAGCUAUUCAUCCAUCACCCGCUCAGCUGCUUUUGAGCGUCAUUUCACCUUCAUACUAACAGCAAUAAAAUAAGAGAGUGCAAAGUUCGUCCUGCCUGAGAUUUGUUUGUUGUAUUCGCUUUUGUGUCCGCUUCCGUGAAUGGAUUAUACAUUAACUUCUAAUACCCUCCCUGUACAAAUGUCAUCAAUACAUGUAAAACACACAAAACGUGCAAUUCAUAUAGGCACAAUCCAACAAUGACUUUAAGGUGCAUAUAUUUAACAAUGUAUAAAUAUUAAAAACAUUGCAGUAUAUCUGCAUACGAAUGUGAAACAAUU
Myxocyprinus asiaticus (Chinese sucker) is the source of this 1006-nucleotide messenger RNA. Its product is annotated as guanine nucleotide-binding protein G(I)/G(S)/G(O) subunit gamma-8-like. NCBI's taxonomy places the organism in Eukaryota, Metazoa, Chordata, Actinopteri, Cypriniformes, Catostomidae. Gene Ontology annotation, biological process: G protein-coupled receptor signaling pathway. The transcript is spliced from 3 exons. Bases 174 to 386 code for a protein of 70 amino acids. The record is from RefSeq and is a predicted model, not a curated record. Gene Ontology annotation, cellular component: heterotrimeric G-protein complex. Gene Ontology annotation, molecular function: G-protein beta-subunit binding.